ACAAGCGUAGAAAAAGUUUUCACUGUGAGCCGCCAUUUUGGUUUGACUACUACUCGGCGCAAAAUAUUUUUGUCGCCGGAUAAUAUGCCUUCAUGUUAAUAUGGACGGCUUAUUUUACAACAUCAGCGUAGCAAGAAGCAUUUUCUGUACAUAUAAGAUUAGAAACUGUGAUAAAGAGUAAGGAUGUUGGCGUGUUUGGUGCGGGAAGUGCGGCGGCAGCGGUCAGUGAAGCUGCAGAGCUCUGUUGUGAAAUCCCACCAAGGAGAUGUCUGCCUCGCAAAGUUACAAUUUUCCCGGCGAUCCGUGGCGGAUGCCCACUUAAAGUGGAGUGAUAGUGCUAUUGAGUUGUAAUGAUGCAAUACGAGUGGCGCGGAGACGCUGGAAGCUCAGGAUUGAGUAUAAAAGUGGUGUGUAGUGUAGGCCUGGGUGUGUGUUGAGCAGCGCGUUGUAAACAAGGACGCCAUGGCGGAGCAGCAGCUGGGGAGCGAGCCGCCCAACAAGCGGGCCAAGAUGGACACCUUCCCAUCAUCGGACCCCACCGGCAGAUAUGAUUUUGCUGCGAUGUUGGAGAAUGCUCUGCCAGACGACCUGAUGUGGUCAGGCGACUCUCAGGGUGGUGGCGGUGGUGGUGGAGGUGGUGUCAAUGGUAUGAUGGAAAGUAGUGGGGGUGGUGGUGGUGGUCCUGGAGAUCGCCCCCAGCAACUGACUCAUCUCCUCCAAACCAAAACCCCGCCCCACUCCAUGGCCGGAAAUAAUGCAAUGUCCACCGGCCCACACAAUAUGCCCAACCAAAGCAAUAUGAUAGUAAACGCAUUAACAAAUUCCAAAAGCCCGCAUGGUGGACCAAUGCAAUCGCCUCAAAAUACAAAUUUAAGUAUGAGUGGUGUUCCGACGUCUAGCCAACAACUAACAAUGAGUGACAACGUUAAUAAUUUGAACACUAUGCCAAAUAGUAUAGCUAACUCAAUGGCUGCCAAUGUGACAGGAACCAUGUCGAUAACAAUGGCCUCUAAUGUUGCAGUAUCUUCCAUGAGCCUUGUUAACACCAAUACGUCAAUGGGCCUAAGUAGUAUGGCAAACAGUGCAGGCAUGGCUGGUGGCAUGAAUACUGUAAGUAACAUAAAUACUAUGAAUACAAUGAAUUCCAUGAACAAGUCACAACAAGGUGUGGUAACUACAAUGAACAUGAGUGGUCCCAUGGCAUCUCAGAUGAAUGAAGGGAUGCCAAAUGGUCCAUUGCCAGGACUAAACAGACCUAUGGUUCCACCAAACCUUCGAGGACAAUCACCACAACCCAUGGGCGCUGGACCUCAGGGAAUGGCACCAAGACACCCGGGAAUGGGUCCAGGACAACUAGGACCAAGAUUGCAGUGUUGGAUGAAGAGUCCCGGUGUAGGUGGCAUUGGUCAGCCCACCCUGUCAGGAACUUACAAUUUUGGUGGCCCAGGAGUUGGUCAGGGAAUGGAUGGCAAUGUGGGUCAGGCCAAUGCUGGAAUGGGACCUGGGCAACGACCAAUGGGAAUGGGAAUGCCACCUCGUUAUCCUAAUCAAGAAAUGAUGGGUAUAAUGGGUUCUAUGCCUCGGGGCCCACAACCUGGGCCUGGGCCUACGGGUCCUGGGACUCAGGGAGUUCCGGGUGGCCCACCUGUUGGCCCUCCUGGCCCAAUGGGUGGUGCUCCUGGUGGUCCAGGGCAGAUGGUUCCAGGUCAACCAAGACCUAACCCAGCUGACCCUGAAAAAAGAAAAUUGAUACAGCAGCAGCUAGUUCUCCUCCUUCAUGCCCACAAGUGCCAGCGACGUGAAAGUCAGGCAAAUGGAGAGGUGAGGCAGUGCAACCUACCUCACUGCAAAACUAUGAAGAAUGUAUUGACUCACAUGACCACUUGCCAAGCGGGUAAGUCAUGUCCAGUUCCUCACUGUGCGUCAUCCAGACAAAUUAUAUCCCAUUGGAAGAACUGUGCCCGUCAAGACUGUCCAGUGUGUGAACCUUUAAAACAAGCAGAUAAAAAGCAGCCUGGAGCUGGAGGUUGUUCAGGGCAGAUAGCAACAACUGUGUCCCAAUCCGGCCCCAGCCCAGGAGGGGUUCCAGUGCCUCUAUCUGGUCCUCCUGGACCACCAGGACCCCCUGGUCCACCUGGUGUUGCAGGUCAGAUGCCAACAGGGCCUCCAGGGCAAAAUGCUGGACCAAGACCUGGAGGUGUAAAGCGAGUGUAUGAGGGGGACACGUUACAGCCAGCCAUGUCUGGUCCCCCAGGACCAACGGACUCUUUAAUGAGAAAUUUAAGACCACAGGUGCCUAGUGUUGGGGGAAUGCCUACAAAUGCCCAGCAGGGAGCGCCUGGAAAUGUUCCAGGUGGGCCCACAGGUGUACCUGGAGCACCAGGGGGUAUGCCUGGGCAGAUGGUGCGACCAGGUGUACCUAACAAGGGACCUGAGGGAACUAUGAUGGGCACUUCCACUCCCCAGGGAAUGAGCUCCCCUGGGAUGAUGGUCAGAGGGCCUAAUGCUUUGUCUGGACCAUUGAAUACUCCUCAGCAACAGCAGCAAAUAAUUGGCAAGCCCGCAAGUGUUGGCAUCAAUCAAAACAAUCCUGUUGUGAGUACAAUGGUACGUGUACUUAAGGAUUUGCCUUUGCAGUCUUUACAGUCUUUACCUGAUUCCUGGUUGAAUCUGCCAAAUCAACCUGCACAGUUGCCUGGUGGCUUUGGAGCUGUUACUGCCAAGCCUGUUAAGGGGACCAAAGAAUGGCACCAAAGUAUAUCAAAUGAGCUGAGAAAUCAUCUUGUACACAAGCUUGUACAAGCCAUCUUCCCAACUCCAGACCCUCAAGCUAUGCUUGAUAAGAGAAUGCAGAAUCUUGUUGCCUAUGCUAGAAAAGUUGAGGGGGAUAUGUUUGAAAUGGCAAAUUCCAGGCCUGAGUACUACCAUUUGUUGGCUGAAAAGAUUUACAAAAUUCAAAAAGAGUUGGAGGAAAAACGCUUGCAAAGGAAGCAGACGACUCCACGGGAUGGGGCUCCUGGUCCCCCAGGCCCUCCUGGUCCUCCUGGUCCUGCUCCAGGUGUGGUUCCUUCGGGACCAAUUGUUGCUCCUGGUCAAAUCCUUACUCCUACGACUUCAGGCUCUUCUACCAUGGGUACAGGUGCGAUGUUUAUGGUUACAGGAAUGGUAGCCCGUCCCACAGGUCCUCGACCAACUCACCCAUCUGGGAAUCUAAUUCCUAAUAAUCAUCCUAUGGCUAACAAUCAAGUAGCUCAGCCAACUUCAAUUUGCCAGCCUAGUAAUCAGAUGGUAAUAGGUCCUCCAAUUAGUGGACCUAUCACCACCACCACCGCAAGUAACAACAGCACCAUCGUUAAUUCUUCAGGUCAAUUCCCAGGCUCUGUUCCCCAUGGAGAUAUGAUGUCUGGCCCUAGACCCACUAUUCCUCCGCCACCUUACAGCACUUCGAAUGAUUCGUCAGUCAUGAAUCAGAUGCCUAAUCGUACCUCUCCAGCCAUGCCCGUGUCUUCAGUUGCCGUCACUUUAGGUAUUCCCAUGAGCAUGUCUUCUCAGUCUACCCCAAUCUCUAUGACUAGUGUUUCAAGUAGUGAAAAUUCCUUCCCACCAACUUCACAGCCCAGCAUGAUCACUACAAAUGCUAAUAGUGAAAAUACCGUUGUACCUACGUCCAUUCACACUAAAGAAAAUGCUAUGGGCAAUCAGUCUACUCCAGCAGAGAUGACAGAUGAUAAAUCUGAUAUUAAACCAUGCAAGAUUCAAAUUAAAAGUGAACCUCCUGAAAUUAAAACUGAACCUGAAGAAUCAGAAGGAAAGGAAAUUAAAAUUGAACCUAAGCCAGAACCAAUGGAAGUUAGUAGUGCCCCAGAUGAAGGUCAUGUUAAACAAGAGCCAUUUAUUAAGGAGGAGCCUAAAAGUCCAGCAGUACGUACACCAAGCGAAUCAUCGAAUUCAAAUGAAGGUAGCAAUAGCAAAGGUGAUAAGCCUGCCAAUAGUGGAGUAGUUGCACCAAGAAGACCAGCCCCACCACCACCCAAGCCAGCUCAGAUCAUCUCUGCUUCUUCCAACAAAGAUAGAGCUCCUCUAUUUAAGCCAGAUGAAUUACGGCAACAUCUGGUACCUACUCUUGAAAAGCUCUAUCGACAAGAUCCCGAAUCUAUUCCUUUCCGGCAACCAGUUGACCCUCAAGCUCUUGGAAUCCCAGAUUACUUCGAUAUUAUUAAGAAACCUAUGGACUUAUCUACUAUUAAGAGAAAAUUAGACACGGGUCAAUACACUGACCCUUGGGACUAUGUGGACGAUGUUUGGCUGAUGUUUGACAAUGCGUGGAUAUACAAUAGAAAAACGUCACGUGUCUACAGAUACUGCACAAAACUUGCAGAAGUAUUUGAAGCCGAGAUUGACCCUGUGAUGCAACAGUUGGGGUACUGUUGUGGUCGCAAAUAUACUUUUAACCCACAGGUGCUUUGUUGCUAUGGAAAGCAGCUCUGCACCAUACCUCGUGAUGCCAAGUACUUCAGCUACCAGAACAGAUAUACUUACUGCUAUAGAUGCUUUAAUGACAUCCAGGGAGACAGCAUAACCUUAGGAGAUGAUCCAUCUCAACCAGCUUUAAUGAUUAAGAAAUCCCAAUUCACCGAAAUGAAAAAUGAUGCCCUGGACUUGGAACCUCUGGUAGAGUGCCUUGAAUGUGGCCGAAAGCAGCACCAGAUAUGUGUGCUGUACAUGGAGACAAUUUGGCCACAAGGUUUUGUCUGUGAUGGUUGUCUCAAGAAAAAAAACUCAUUACGAAAAGAGAACAAGUUUACUUCCAAGAAACUGCCUACUACAAAAUUGAGCAAUUUCUUGGAAACUCGGGUCAACAACUUCCUAAAGAAAAAAGAGGCUGGUGCUGGUGAAGUUUAUAUUAGGGUCGUGUCUUCUACAGAUAAAAUUGUCGAAGUUAAAGGAGGCAUGAAAACCAGAUUUGUGGAUACAGGGCAACUUUCUCCCGAGUUUCCUUAUCGUGCCAAAGCUCUGUUUGCGUAUGAAGAUAUAGAUGGGCACGAUGUGUGCUUCUUCGGUAUGCAUGUGCAGGAGUAUGGGUCUGACAGUCCUGUACCAAAUACUCGCAGGGUGUACUUAGCUUAUUUAGAUAGUGUACAUUUCUUCAAACCAAGACAAUAUAGAACUGCAGUCUACCAUGAAAUUCUCCUGGGUUAUCUUGAUUAUGUUAAACAGUUGGGGUAUACUAUGGCACAUAUUUGGGCAUGUCCACCCUCAGAAGGAGAUGAUUAUAUCUUCCACUGCCAUCCUAGUGAUCAGAAGAUUCCUAAACCAAAGCGCCUGCAAGAAUGGUACAAGAAGAUGCUUGAUAAAGGUAUCAUAGAAAGAAUAGUAUUAGAUUAUAAGGAUAUCCACAAACAAGCCUUUGAAGACAACAUGAAAUCUCCUGCAGAGUUACCCUAUUUCGAAGGUGACUUCUGGCCCAAUGUGAUGGAAGAGAGUAUAAAAGAAUUAGACCAAGAGGAGGAGGAAAAACGAAAACAGGAGGAGGCAGCGGCAGCCGAAGCUGCAGCACAGGCAGCUAUGGGACAGGAGGAAGAGGAGGAAACCAGUCAAGAUGGGAAGAAGAAAGGUCAAAAGAAACACAAAAACAAGAACAAAAGUAAAAGUCAACAGAAGAACAAGUCAAAGAGUAAGAGCAAUGCAGCAGGCUGCAAUGAUCUUGCUCAAAAAAUAUUUGCCACAAUGGAGAAACACAAAGAUGUAUUCUUUGUAAUAAGAUUGCAUAGUGCACAGUCUGCUGUUAGUUUGCCUCCUAUUCAAGACCCUGACCCCAUUAUGGUAUGUGAUCUCAUGGAUGGUAGAGAUGCCUUCCUCACUUUGGCUAGUGAACGACAUUUAGAGUUCUCAUCGUUACGCCGUGCCAAGUACUCCACAAUGGUCAUGAUGUAUGAGCUACAUAACCAAGGGCAAGAUCGUUUUGUCUACACAUGUAAUCAUUGCAAGGCUCAUGUGGAAACAAGAUAUCACUGUCAAGAGUGUGAUGACUUUGAUUUGUGUACUAAUUGCUUCAAGGCAGAAGGUCAUAAUCACAAGAUGAUAAAACUUGGAUUGGAUCUAGAAGAUGGGUCAGUCAACACCGAGAACAAGAACCUGAAUCCACAAGAGGCCCGUAGACAGUCCAUACAGCGGUGUAUUCAAUCCUUGGUGCAUGCUUCUCAGUGCAGAGAUGCAAAUUGCAGGCUUCCAUCAUGCCAGAAAAUGAAGAGAGUCUUGUCCCAUACAAAGUCCUGCAAAAAGAAGAAUAAUGGUGGAUGUGCAAUAUGUAAACAACUCAUUGCUCUUUGCUGUUACCAUGCAAGAAAUUGCAAAGAGCAAAGAUGUGUCGUUCCCUACUGCUUUAACAUUAAACAAAAAUUACGGCAACAAGAGAUGCAACAGAGGUUCCAGCAGCAGCAGUUAAUGAAGAGAAGAAUGCAACAGAUGAAUGCACGGAUGGUUGGUGUGACAGCCAAUCCAUCCAUGCCUCAGCCAUCUACUCCAGUUCCUCCACCUGUUCAGAGCCCCAUCCACAAUACUCAGCCGGGGAUCAAACCAGCCACUCAAGCACCACCACCACCAAAUGUUAUGAAGGCCAUUGCUCAGGUUCAGGAGGAAGCUGCGAGACAAACUGGGCCUGCUACUGCUGUGAGCUAUGGGAAGGGUAAUCCUGGUAAUGCUGCAGUCAGUCAAGCACCCAUGAUGCCCCCUCCCAUAGCCCCACAGCAGCAGGUCCGCCCACAGAUACCUACCAAUGCCAUGGCACAAAUGGCUAACAUGGGUCCUCAGGUCUCACAAAUGAAUCCCAUGGGUAAACCUAAUGCUGUUAUGCAGCAGCAACAGCAACAACAGCAGCAGCAGCAACAACAACAAAACCGAGUUUUACCAGGAAUGGAGCAAUUAUGGAACAGAUACCCGAAUCCAGGUCCUGGUGGAAUUAUUGGGCAGCAGCAACAAGGUCAAGGUGGUGGUAUCAGACCAGGGAUGAUGACUCAACCCAACCCUAUGGGCCAGCAGGGAGGACCUCCAGGCCCAGCCGUGAUGGGUCCCCCUGGUCAGCCAGGGCAGCCUGGUCAGCCAGUUCAGCCUGGUGGGCAACCCCAGAGAAAUGCCACACAAGCCUUACAGCAGCUUUUACAAACUUUAAAGAAUCCCUCGGGUCCGCAUCAACAAUCGGAGGUUUUACAAAUAUUAAAGACUCAUCCUCAGUUAAUGGCAGCUUUUAUCAGACAUCGCCAACUUCAGCAACAAAGUCAACAGCAACAGCAGCAGCAGCAACAACAGCAACAACAGCAACAACAACAACAGCAGCAACAACAGCAACAGCAGCAGCAGCAGCAACAGCAACAAAACCCACCGGGACCAGGUCAACCAGGGUUGAUACCACAAGGUGCAAGUGGGAUGCAGGGAUCUGUACAAGGGUCAAUGCAGCCAAAUAUGCAACCAGGUGGAAUGCAGCCUAAUAUACAGCCAGGGGGUAUGCAAACCACUAUGCAGGGGGGUAUAGUGACUCAGAUGGCUACCAACCAACCUAUGCAGGGCCAGCCACAGCAAAUGGGAGUUCCUCCAACGCAAGCCAAUAUGACGCAUCAGCAACAAUGGUACCAACAGCAAAAGCUUAUGCAGUUAAGGCAGCAGCAACAACAGCAGCAGCAACAGCAGCAACAACAACAGCAACAGCAGCAGCAGCAGCAGCAACAACAACAGUCUCAACCAGGGGGCUUCCAACAACCUCAGGCACCAAUGUAUACACAGAGACGACAGUUGAGCUUCUCGCAGCAGCAUAAUUUCCAGGGUGGGGAUGGUCAGUUUGGGCAAGGUUUUCCCCAGCAGCAGCAGCAACAACAAAUGCUGAUGCAGCAACAACAAAUGAAGCCAGUGCCACCUUCUAUGUCACCUCAGUCUGUUGCCCCGGGCAUGAUGCCUCCUGGGUCAGCUAUGACGAACCCGUCCCCACAGCAGCUGAUGCAGACUGUUACGUCACCUCCACCAAGUAAUUUGCCACAAACAGUGCGGUCACCUCAACCUAACCCCUCGCCUAGAAACCAUGGUCCCAUCCCGUCCCCGCGUAUCCCGUCCCCGCGUGCGGGACCUGUACCUUCUCCACACCACCCAGCUCCAGUGCAUUCUCCGCAUCCUGGAAGUCAACAAGGCCCAGCGAUGGGUGGUAGUGGUGCCCCAGGGGAUUCCAUGAUGCUCUCCCAACUUGGGCCUGGAAGUGGGCAUCAAACGCACCAGGGGUUGCCUCCUUUACAACCUGCCAAUAACCAACAGAUGGGUGGCAUGGUGCCCACCUCUGAGGCAGAUGUUACCCCACAAGACAAACUCUCUAAAUUUGUGGAGACAUUAUAGUACCAGUGUGCUACUUAGCCCUUGUAGAUAGUACCUUGUAAAUAUUUUGUAAGUAAGUCAUGGAUUCUCAUACAGACUACAAAUUGUGAUUGUUAUUUUUGCAGUGCUUUCUAUCUGCAAAACAGGAAAGAUAUUAUGCUUCCUUGAAGCAAACCCAGAGGAAUAUACUGCAGAUUCUGAACUAUAAACUCAUGCCAAUUCCUUAAAAGACAAUUCACUUACCCUACGUGGGGUUUUCUAGGCUUAUGAAAGACUAAAAAAGUAAACUCAGUGGUUACAUAAAAAAAGAUCGAAAUGAAAAUUUUAUUACAGUAACUUUGUACAAUUUUGCAUUAGUCAUUAAUUUUGGGCAGUUGCUGUCUUGUUUAUAAUUUGAAGAGUGCAAAUAGGUCUUUUUGCCAAGGUAUUAGCUAGACACGUUUGGUGCAUUCUAGCUUGCUGAACUACUAGAGCAGGAUGUACUAUGGGAUUGUGCCUGUACAUUUCUGCACAAUAAGUGAUAAAAGAAUGUAAAUGUAAUGGUUUUGUUAAAUCCCCUGUGCCCAUGAAACUCCCAAAGCUACAGACUGCAGUGCAGGCACAACCUCAACGGUGACCUCCCUAUAACUUUGACAUUCCCUGUAGGUAACGCACUUGCCCUGGGGAGGUUUGCUGUCUCUGCUAGUGCUGUCAGUUUGACAGUGAAUGGGGAGUGGGUAAUAAGGAAACGUGUUCACACGCAGCGGACUCGAGGGAUAGCUGCUGCUGCUACCACCAUCAUCCCAAACAAACUAGUACACAGUGCCCACUGCUGACCCAUUCCAUGCCCAUCAACCUACUAAAGGAGAGGAUAGUGAAUUGGUUAGCAAGGGGAGAUGGAAGGUGUGUGGGUGAGGGAAGUUGCAGCCAGUUUUCCUCCCGUCACGACGCCUCACCCACCUGUCCUCUAUACAAUUCUUUAAUUUAUUUCUCUUUAAAAAUUUGAUAAGUUUGUUUUCACAUUUUCCAACGCUCAACGUGAUGUAUGUAUGUAAAUUGUUGAUUGUAUUGUCUAACAACACCUGCUCAUUGGGAGUCCCCGUUCUUGUCCUGUAUAAUUGUAUUUUAAUGGGCAUAAGAAAUUUUUUAACUGUCUGGUCCCCCACUUUGUUAUGUUUAAUGUUGACCAAUGAGGAAGUGUUGAACAGAGGAUUUGAUUAUUUUAUAAUAAAUAUAUGACAAAUUA
This is a messenger RNA of Procambarus clarkii (red swamp crayfish), 9577 nucleotides long. Lineage: Eukaryota; Metazoa; Arthropoda; Malacostraca; Decapoda; Cambaridae. The record is from RefSeq and is a predicted model, not a curated record.